CUGCCGUGUUUAUAAUAGACAGAGUCAGAGUCCAUUUGCAUCUUCUUUGCUUCUUGUUGUUGUUAUUGUCAUUGUCAAUAUUGCAUUUGCUGCUGGUGAAGCAGUUAUUCACAUCGCGCCAAAAUGUCCUCCAUCUCAGCCUCUGUGCUCGUCGGUCCGAAAGAGCUCAUCCUCGAAACCCGCACACUCCCAGACCCUCUUCCAAAUGAAUGCCAGGUCGCCGUCCGCGCGACUACCCUCUGUGGCUCUGACCUCCACUACUACAACCACUUUGCCAACGGCGACUUCAAGGUCCGUGAAUCGCUCUCUCUCGGCCACGAGUCCGCGGGCGAGGUCGUCGCCGUCGGUUCCGCUGUUACCGAUCUCAAAGUAGGUGACCGUGUAGCGCUCGAGGUUGGCAUCUCUUGUCUCGAAUGCGACAUGUGCCGCCGCGGAAAAUACAAUCUCUGCCAGAGAAUGCAGUUCAGGUCCUCGGCCAAGUCGUUCCCUCACUUCCAGGGAACCCUGCAGGAGCGCAUCAACCACCCUGCCUCUCUCUGCCACAAAAUUCCCUCUUCGAUCUCCUACGACGCUGCUGCUCUGAUCGAGCCUUUGUCCGUCGCUAUUCACGCAUCCCGCCGCUCCGGAGUUAACCCGGGUGACAAAGUGCUCGUGUUUGGUGCCGGCGCCGUCGGUCUCUUCUGCGCUGCCAUGGCCGCUGUCUCUGGUGCGUCCACAAUCGCAAUUGCAGACAUCUCCCCCGGACGAGUCGACUUUGCCGUCAAGAACGGCUUCGCCACGCAUGGUUACGUUGUCCCUCUCGGCCCUCGCCCGACUACCACCGAAGACAAACUGAAAUCGGCACGUGUCACAGCCGACGCGAUCACAAGCAUCAAGAUGUCUGAAGACGAAGACGAAACCCUCGAGUCGUUCGACGUCGCUUUCGAGUGCACCGGCGUCGAGAGCUGUAUCCAGGCCUCGAUCUACGCUGCCAAAGCGGGCGGCAAGGUUAUGUUUGUCGGCAUGGGCUCACCCGUGCAAACCCUACACGUCGGCGCUGCCAUGACCCGCGAAGUGGACUUGCUCGGAGUGUUUAGAUACGCAAACGUCUACCCGACUGCAAUCGCCCUUCUGCGCCAGGGUAAGAUCCCGGCGUUUGAGAGCUUAGUCACGCAUAAAUUCUCGGGCUUGCAGAACGCGGCUGCUGCUUUCGAGGUUGCGGGGAAGACGUCGGAUGAGAAUGGAAACUUGGUCAUCAAAACUGUCAUUAAUACCUAAUUGUCAUCUGUUUAUUUACUCUUAUCUUAGUUAGCAUAGAACUUAGUGUCUCAAUACUACAUUUCAUCUUUAUGUCUUUUUACUCUAUAAUAUGCCCG
Myxozyma melibiosi is the source of this 1355-nucleotide messenger RNA. RefSeq lists its product as uncharacterized. Lineage: Eukaryota; Fungi; Ascomycota; Lipomycetes; Lipomycetales; Lipomycetaceae. Bases 124 to 1257 code for a protein of 377 amino acids. The record is from RefSeq and is a predicted model, not a curated record. Gene Ontology annotation, molecular function: zinc ion binding; L-iditol 2-dehydrogenase (NAD+) activity. The transcript has 2 exons. Gene Ontology annotation, biological process: D-sorbitol catabolic process.